AUGUCCCACGAUGACUCCACAGAAGCCUCUACGAAGGUUUCCUUGACCACAUUCACCAUCCCUAAAGAUUCAUUCACUGCAUUCCGUUUGCUGUAUGCUCCAGCACACGAAGUUGGCGAGUUUGCCAAGGUUCUAUAUUUGGGCUCGAUUCCUGCCGCUUGGUAUGGAGGUAAACAGUAUGGCCUUCUAUCGGGGUCAGUCAAACGAGCCAAGAAGAAGAUGAAACGGAAGUUGAAGUCGUCAUAUAAAGUUAUUGACCAGUCUCUACGGCUGACUUCUGAGUACCCUGCCUGGAAUAGUGACUAUGAGGAUGCAAAGUCUACAGACAGGGCAUGGUCUGACGUUGAUGAGAUCUCUAUUGAUAACCAGAGACACGCGUCUGAAGCUAUAAUUAAUGGUGGCCUUUUAGUGCCGCCUUCGUUUCGUUAUGAUAACGAGAGAGAGAAUCCUCUGGAUGAAGAGGACCACGGAGCUCUAAGGCGUGAAAGCAGUCAUUACACAGAAGAACAUGGUACAACGUUCAACUUUGACCAGCAUAAUGAAAUCACGUUUAAUCAAGCAAUUCAUGGGUUGGAAACUGACGAGGACCUGGUCAUAACGGGUGAUUCUGAUAAUCCACGCUUCUUUCGUCCUAACUCACCUUCUCCAGCUACAGAAGAGAGAGAUGCAGAAAACGAUGACCACCUUGAAGAAGCCACUAUUCACACUUGCACCUCUGCAAUUGACUCAAACGAAGAAGAGAUGAUGCUGCCAAUAUUGGCUCCUCAAGCUACGAAUCUUCCAGAGAGUGAGCCCGAAGAACCGCUUCAAGUGACCUUUGACUCGACCGCUAAACCUUCCAAGGGCUCAAAAAUGGCAUUUGCAUCCCCUACUCCAGAAUGUGGCCAAGAUCACCAGGAACUCGCCAACGAAUACAUCAAGGCUAAGAAAAACCAUCUCAGGAAAAUAAAAAAGCUCAAGAAGAUUGGUGGUUUCGCUUCUAAUACAGGAAGCAAAGCGAAGAUGAAAGGUUCAAGGGUGAAGCUGAGGGUUGCACGCAGAAUAUUGAGCAAGUUCAAGCCAGGUGAAAUAGUCAGGGUCGACAGAAUGCUUGUACAGAUCCUGAGAUGUGAUGAAUAUCUCCUGGGAAGUCACUUUAACGAGGAAUCUAUUGAAAAGUUAAAGAUCACCGACAGAUGGAAGGAGUAUAACGUUGUGCUACGCAAAUCAGACGAGAUGCUGGCGCUUCUUGUUGUACAAUUCUACGAUCCUAAGAAGGGGUCCACAUUUGAUGAGAAGCCCGAAUACAAGGUCAGAUUAGGACCUGAAGUGAAAAUCGGCUUUUACAGCAACAUAGACAAGACCAUCAGUAUUUCGCUGGAGAAAGAAUGGGGAACUCGCGUUGUCAUCAUGAACGCCAGAUACGAAGGUGUCGCUCAUAAGUGGCUUUUCCUUGUGAAUGAAAUACUUGAAGGCACUGAGGAAUGCGUUUUCAAUAUCACACUCCCUGGAUUAGGCCAAGGCAUUGGAAUACCAUUCGACACUUCUAUGAUGAAACAGCUUAAACAGACGCUGAAUGAUCUAGAAAUCUCUCGCAUGGAGUAUGGCUAUCAUGUCUCUCAAUGCAUCCUUCAGGCCUACUUGAGAGAUAAAAUCUACGCCAAGCUUAACCAUGCUACUCGAUUUAACGAAGAAGUGAAGAAUUGGCUCGCGGAGAAUCCCGAUCCAUGGUUUUGCUUCAAGUUUUACGACCGUGUCGAAUGGAUCCCUCAGAACAGCAUGGUCUUUUAUGUGAUGCAUAAGCUCAUGCAGAAGGAUUAUGAGUUACAGUUAAGACAAAUCAGCAGACCGCUGCUUUACAUUGAAGAUCGUGAAGGGAAUCGCUGGACGAAACCUUACCCGGUAGAGGGCUUCCUUGGCAGGGCAACAAGUACUUCAGGCAAAGAAAUCACAAAGUUAAGAGUCUUUUACAAGGUAUCUUACUUUUUCACAGUUGAGAAUAUGCUUUUCUUUACCAAAAUGUUUGAAGGCCGUCCUCCGUCGAGAACCAAUACAACUCGUAAGUCUUGUGAGGAUGAAGACGAAGAGGAUUCCAUGCCUCCUGAGCGUUUUAUCAAAGAUCCAUUUGAAGUUGAUAAACAUGGUCAUAUUCCUUGGAUUAACCUGCCUGACUUCGAAGAAAGAGAUAAACAUAUUGUUGAAGAGCUAGAGCGCAGAAUUGCGCAGAUCAUCAAAGCAGAAGGUAUGGUAGAUCUUAUGCAAGUGAAAUCUGUUGAACCAUAUCCACAUAAGAAGUUAUUUACGAAGCAGAUCUACUUCCAUUCCCUUUUUUGGCAUGCCAAUACGUCAAUCAAUACUGAGGAAGAGGUGUUAGAUUGUGCAUUACAGAUUGAGCUUCACAAUGGCACCAAACUUAGAUUAAUGGCCUCAUCGCAGGCUAUCAGAGAUGAAUGGAUCCACAAGUUAAGGGAUUUAGUUGCAUAUCAUACAAUGGCUGAUAGAACUAGAGUCGUGAAGGCGACACAGACGAGAAAGGAUAACAUGGAGAAGCUUGGAAUCAAUGAGUAUGUGGAUUCCAACAUUGUCAAUGAGCAUUAUGGGUUCGAAACUCCAUUCGCCAAACCUAAUGAGCAUAUAUUCGAUAUGAGCGGUUUGGCUAUGCCGCUGUGCGUCUUGAUGAGCGGAUAUCUAUAUCAGAAGCACAAGAAGCAUGCCAACUUUGGGGCACUCUACGUGGUUCUAUGUCCUGGCUAUUUAAUAUUGUUCUCCUUAGCCAGGCGUUCCAAAACCACUGGUAUGCUUAAAAGAAGGCCUUGUUACGAGCAUUACUUCACAAUCCCAGUGUCUGAGUGUUUCGUGUACCUGGGUAACCAAACGGUAUUUGACUUGGUCGAUUUUGAUAAUGGCAGUCAAGAAAGGGUCUCCGGCCGCAACCAGCUUCCAAGAAUAUAUCCCGACGGAUGGAAGCUGUGUGAAGAGGAGCUGCAGCUUUGCUUUACGCUUUGGUUCGGGCAGAAAAGAAAGCUCAGGCACCAGUUGGAAGUUGCAUCCAAUCCAAGCAUGAUUUCCAUGGUCAGAUUGCUAGGAAUGACUGGAAGAAGUAUGGUAUUCAUGGCCCGUUCCAGAGUCAUGAGAGAGGCUUGGGUGACCAAACUUCUCCAAGAAAUCAACCGUUUCUCAAGCCACUGA
Molecule: messenger RNA, 3168 nt
Organism: Candidozyma haemuli
Lineage: Eukaryota; Fungi; Ascomycota; Pichiomycetes; Serinales; Metschnikowiaceae
Exons: 1
Coding region: 1-3168 (1055 amino acids)
Biological process (GO): ascospore-type prospore membrane formation; protein localization to prospore membrane
Cellular component (GO): prospore membrane
Source: RefSeq, a predicted model, not a curated record